Messenger RNA from Penicillium argentinense, 444 nucleotides. RefSeq names its product Hydroxyneurosporene synthase. The coding region runs from base 1 to 444 and encodes 147 amino acids. Lineage: Eukaryota; Fungi; Ascomycota; Eurotiomycetes; Eurotiales; Aspergillaceae. The transcript has 3 exons. The record is from RefSeq and is a predicted model, not a curated record.
AUGACAGACUGGUACUGGGGUCACGGCACCCUGGGCCCCCACCCGAUUGUCUGGUUCAGUUAUCUCGAGCUCAACGACACCACGAACACAACCUACGUGAGCAGCUAUGUGGCCCGAGAUGGCGAGACCUUGGUGUCUAGCUGCAAUGCCUCUGCUCUGAGUGUCCGUUCCAUCGGCAGAGCAAACACCACCGGCGCCCGAUAUCCGCCGUAUGCUGGCAACAUCCCUGAUGGAUUCCAAUUGGAUUUCGAUCUGUACGAGAAACGAUCGCCACCGAAGUACUAUAUGCGCUGGUCCGGGAAUCUGACGGGUGAGGUGGUGGAAGGGGAAGACACACCGUCCAACCUUCCUUGUGCGACCAAGCAGCUGGGUGCGGAUCGUCUCGUUCAGGAUUCGAAUCUCAGGGGAGUGACCAUUUUCGAGCAAUUUGUGAUUCUUGAAUAG